GGAGUACCGGCGGUGUGAGCGCGGUGCAGUCGGAUGUUGACGGGCCUGCUGCUGUGUGGCUCACGUUUCCAGCAGUCCCACGUCUUGCUAGAACUUUCCUGUCACUCUGGAAACACAGUCACAGCAAAGCCAUGGCAACGGAACGCUUCCCCGAUAGCUUCAUUGACGAAGAUCCACAGAAAGCUCUGCAGGCACUGAAUGAGGCCUUACAAGGAGACUCUGAGAACGCUGAGUGGUUUUGCCAGCGUGCCUAUGCCCACACACUUCUCAAAAACUACAGCUGUGCUGUCGAUGAUGCCAAAAAAGCACAGCAGCUACAGCCCAGCCUUCCCCUUGCUUUCAUGCGAACAGGAAUAGCAGAAUACCACCUUCACCGCUAUGAGUCAGCACAUGCAGCUUUCACUCAGGGACACCAACUGGAUGUUUCUGACAAAUCAUUUGAGAUCUGGAUCCAGCGCUGUGCGGAGGUGAUGGGAAAGCAGACACAGAUCGUCGACGACAACAAGCAGACGGCAACAGUUCCACAAGUGAAACAUGACUGGUACCAAACAGAAUCUCAAGUCAUCGUCACAGUCAUGGCAAAAAAUGUACCCAAGGAUGGUGUGUGUGCCAACUUCAUGGACAAAGAGCUCUCUGCCACGAUACAGCUGGUAUCAGGAGAGAACCACAGCCUCCACCUCCACCUCAUGCACCCCAUCGUCCCUCAACAGAGCAACUUCAAGAUCCUCUCCACCAAGGUGGAGUUCAAGAUGAAGAAGACGGAUGCCAUCAGAUGGGAGAAGCUGGAGGGAGAGGGACAGGAGUCCAACAUCAAACACUUUGAUCCUAAUCAGUACCCGUCAUCAUCCCUCCACACUUGUAAAUGGGACAAGGUGGUGGAGGACCUCACAGAGGAGGAGAAAGACGAGAAACUCGAGGGCGACGCAGCGCUCAACAAGCUCUUCCAGCAGAUCUACUGCGAUGGCUCAGACGAGGUCAAACGAGCCAUGAAUAAGUCCUUUAUGGAGUCAGGUGGUACAGUCCUGAGCACCAACUGGAAAGAUGUGGGCAAAAGAAAAGUGGAGAUGAACCCACCGGAAGACGUAGAGUUCAAGAAGUACUGAGCACCUCCUCCCUCUCUCUCUCUUUCUCCUCUGUUUGACAUCAUCUAUCUUCACUUUUGUCCAACUGAACUCCAGCAGGAGUCCUCAUCGCUCUGCAGUCUCCGUGACCAUCCACUUCUUUCUCUUCCCACCAAAAAAAAAAAAAUCAUCAGUCGUGCUGUUGCUCUGGUUUUCUCACUAAGUGCAGGGAGCCUCAAUGUUCCCACUUUCACUCGACCAAACCACUCAUGGCCUAUUCUCUGCAAUAACUCACUACCAGAUGGGGUCAGUUACUUUGAGUAAUCUGUUGAACGGAUUGAGUUAUCUGAAUUUUUUUUUUUUUUUUUUUUUUUUUAAGGCCUCAAAUGGACUCAAAAGAGAUUAAAAUGUGACUGACGGACCUGAAACACCCAAUUCAACGUUCAGAUCUGAUUUUAGAACAUCACUUUCACUCUGUCUCCAGUUUUUCUCAAAAUGCCCAAACGCCCACAGCCUUCCUAUUUGGGAGCUUUUUAUAACCUUGUGUAUAAAACUGUAAAGUUGUUCAGGAUAACCAAUUGAGAUGUUUGGAUAACAACCACGAUUAUAACUUGGCAAACUAGACUUGGCUGGAGUCUGUGUGACAUCUCAGCCCAGUGGAUUAGCACCGGUCGCUCCCUCAGUGUGAUUCAAGCUUCAGUGUAAAUAAAAGAUUUGUUGUUUGGCUCACAAA
Larimichthys crocea (large yellow croaker) is the source of this 1794-nucleotide messenger RNA. It is a transcript of the gene sugt1, whose product is annotated as SGT1 homolog, MIS12 kinetochore complex assembly cochaperone. Bases 132 to 1103 code for a protein of 323 amino acids. The record is from RefSeq and is a predicted model, not a curated record. NCBI's taxonomy places the organism in Eukaryota, Metazoa, Chordata, Actinopteri, Sciaenidae. Gene Ontology annotation, molecular function: protein-folding chaperone binding. The transcript is spliced from 13 exons.